AUGAGUAUGAAUGCUUCAGCACCCAGUUUUGUACCAUCAACAGCAGCAGCCUCAGGAGGCGUAUCCAGCACUAACGACAAUACCAAGCCAUCUCGAAACAAGGACAACAAUCCCAAGAACCAGAAUGGAAAAAAGCGCCCAAAUAAGAAACGCUCUACCUCCAAUAAUGCGAAUCGAGAUUACAAUCAAGUUGUGUCUAAUUUGGAUGAUUUGAAUCUUGUUCAAGUAGCUCAACGCACAGGUGGAUCAACAGACAAAAAGGGACGAGUUUCCUUGAACCAUUUGCUUAGCUUUUCUUUUCCAGAGAGACAGGAAGCUCCAGCAACCUCACAUCGAAAGCCAAAAGUAACGUCUUAUCAGCCCUUCAACAAGGAGAGAUUUAUCAAUGCAAACUUUCGGUUCAUGCUGAAUCCUACUGGAAAUUACAUUUACCAGUUGGCAGAUCCAGACAUUAACUUUGACUGGGAUACCAUUGAACAAGUGCUCAUCUCUUCAGCAGAAGCCCAAUCAUGUCCCAUUUGUCUGUCGCCUCCUACAGCUGCUCGAGUGACCAAAUGUGGCCACAUUUACUGCCUGCCCUGCAUUCUGCACUAUCUUGAAUUGCGUGAAUCCAAGAAGAAUUGGCGCAAAUGUCCCAUCUGCUGGGACUCCAUCUAUGAAGCUGAUCUCAAGCCAGUUCGCAUCAUGAAGCCCUAUGCUGUAUCUGACCAUGCAUCAAAUGUGACAACAUCAAUGACAGCAGCAUCAACAUCAACCACACUGAGCUGUGGUGUCACUGACGGUGAUCGAGUCGACAUGUUAUUGAUGCAGCGAUCCAAUGACUCUACGCUGGCAUUCCCACUUUCGGAUACAUGGCCAUUACCGUCCAAUGUCACUUGCAACUACAUGAAGCCAGACACGCCAUUGAUACCUUGGCAUUUUACGCCUGGAGCCAUGACAUUUGCUCGAUUCAUGCUGGCCAGUCCAGACUAUUUGCAAAGAGAAUACAACAGAGAUUGCGUUGAAUUGAAUGAUGCCAUGAGUGAUGCAAAGGGGUGGGGUUCUGCGGAAGAAAUGCCGUUCAUUGAAAAGAGUUUGGAUCAGAUACUGGCAAAAAUGAAGCAAUUGAAGCAACAAGAGACCAAAGAGCUGGAGCUGGCUAUUCAGACAUCGGAUAUGAUGUUUGAAGCUGUUGCAAAGUAUGCAAAGAAGCAUGGAAAAACACCAUCCACGCAUCAACCUCCUGCACAGACAGCAGAUCUAGCAGACAAGGCAAAACAAGUGCCUGAAGCCUAUCGUCAAUACCAGCUCUCGCAUCAAGCCGGUGAGGACAUCAAUCUGGAUCAAGCUGCAUCUACCUCCAACAUCACCUCAACACCCAUUGCAUCUCAUCAGCGUCAUAACAACAAUAACAGCAACAACACGCCUGCUACCGAUUUCUACUUUUACCAAGCCGUGGAUGGACAGCACGUUUACUUGCAUCCUCUUGACAUCCGCAUCCUGAAGCAUGAAUUUGGGGAGUAUGACCAAUUCCCUCGUCAACUUCAAGUGCAAGCUACCAGCGUGCAAGAAUCGACAUUGACAGAAGAUUUGCGCAAGAAAUGCAAGUAUCUUGGUCAUUUACCACUUGCUUGUGAUGUCACAUUCAUGGAGAUCAAUGUCAAGGAUAUCGUGUCUCCCGAGACGAUACAAGUCUAUAACCAGGAAUUGGUGGCUCGAGUAAAGAAGAGAAAGGACAAGGAACGCAAGGAGGAUCAGAGAAGAAAGCAAGCAGAAAGCAAGCAGAAACUGUUGGUCGUGAAAGAGCAAGAAGCUGAGCGCCACAUGCUGGAAAAUGACCCAUUUUUCUCCAUGUACCGACCUGCCAUGACAGCUGAAGAGAGCGAAGAGCAACUGUCACAAGCAUUGAGCGAGUCUGCUGCCUCUUCAGCACUUGAAGAGGACCCCGUCAUUCCGUCUGCACAUGCAGGUGGAGGGCCACGCACUGUAUGGGGGACACGCCAAGUGAUGUCCAGAGAAGAGGAGCUGAUGAUGAACCAGACGCAUGAUUGGGCGGAUCACAUUGUCAUCAACAAGAGCCAUAGAAAACGAAGAGGCAGAAAGCAUUGA
Molecule: messenger RNA, 2088 nt
Organism: Mucor velutinosus
Lineage: Eukaryota; Fungi; Mucoromycota; Mucoromycetes; Mucorales; Mucoraceae
Product: RecA recombinase Rhp51
Exons: 5
Coding region: 1-2088 (695 amino acids)
Biological process (GO): positive regulation of transcription by RNA polymerase II
Molecular function (GO): metal ion binding; transcription cis-regulatory region binding
Source: RefSeq, a predicted model, not a curated record